This is a messenger RNA of Vespa crabro (European hornet), 1612 nucleotides long. RefSeq names its product endocuticle structural glycoprotein SgAbd-1-like. The transcript has 3 exons. The record is from RefSeq and is a predicted model, not a curated record. Gene Ontology annotation, molecular function: structural constituent of chitin-based larval cuticle. Bases 193 to 609 code for a protein of 138 amino acids. Lineage: Eukaryota; Metazoa; Arthropoda; Insecta; Hymenoptera; Vespidae. Gene Ontology annotation, cellular component: chitin-based extracellular matrix.
AUGACCAACCUGGCCACUGUAAGCUUCGGCAGUGCCUAGAAUCACUGUGUGUGUCAUAUAAUCCUUUUCUUCAUCGUUUUGGUGAACGUGAAAUUGAGUAUUUUGCUUCUAUCUAAUUUAACCAAUUUAUCAUUUUAAACACCAUUUUGAUCUCGCGUAUUCGGUUAAUUCUUACGGAUCUACGAAGACACUAUGAAGAUCCUUGUGCUGUUACUCGGUCUAACGGUGGUAUCGUAUGCACAAUACAACAGAUAUCCAUACAACCCCGAGUACUACGGCAAACAUAUCGCCAUAUUGCGACAAUCGAAAGACACAGCACCAGACGGAUCUUAUUCCUACAGUUACGACACCGAAAAUGGGAUCUCGGUAGCGGAACAAGGACGUCCAAAAAACAUUGGUCCAGGUCAAAUCGAGGAGGUCAGAGGUCAAUAUAGUUACACGGCACCAGAUGGUACACCGAUAUUAGUCACUUACAUCGCAGACGAAAACGGUUUCCAAGCGAGCGGUGCUCACCUACCUACACCACCGCCCAUUCCACCUGCCAUCCAACGAGCCCUCAGCUACAACGCGGCUCAUCCCGAGGAGGAGGAGCCUUACAGAAGAUAUUAGACACGACUCUAUUUUUUUCGAUCUCUCUUUUAUCUUUUUCUUUCUCUCUCUCUCUCUCCCUCUCUCUCUCUCUCUCUCUCUCUUUCUCUUUCUCUCUCUCCUUCUCUUUUCUUUCAUUAUAUUAUUCUUAUCGUAUUUUACGAGUAUCACGAGUAUCAGAACGAUUCGUUCGUGAUCGACAACGAAGAUGAUCGUCUAAUUCUUUUUCUUCUUCUUCUUCUUCUUCUUCUUUGAGGAUAUAUCAUUUUUCAAAUCAGCUAGCUUGCCAAGACAUAUAACUAUAAAAGCCAGAAGGAACUGCCCAUAACAUCUGAAAUAUGUAGCUAUCCUUUUUAUUCAAUCCUCCACGUUGAUAGAUAAAGAUGAACAUUAAAGAAAUUGAGCGAGGAGGAUCGAAGAGGUUCGCCUUUAUUUAAAGUUUUAAAUUAUGCUCUUUAUUGCUCUUCUCUCUCUCUCUCUCUCUCUCUCUCCUCUUCUCUUUUCUUUCUUUCCUUCUUAUUCUCUCUAUUUUUAUGUACGUAAUAUGUCUACUUACUCGUCAGUUCGUUUCGUGUGAAAAGUCAAGUGGGAAAUCUCGGUUAGAGGUAAAGUCACAUCGAGAAGUAUUUAGAUAAUGAUCUGAUGGAAUCAAAGAUUUCUUUGGAAAGAUAAAGGACAAUGUUAUCGUAACGUCAAAUCGUGAUGUUAAAAAGAAAGGAAAUUGUCUUUAAGUGAUCGGUCUGGCGUGAAAAAGUUUAAUGUAAUUUUCUUCAAUGAAAUAAUCAAUGCUGACGAAAUCCAAAUAGCAAGAAAAUAAGAGAGAAAGAGAUAGAGAGAGAUAGAGAGAGAGAAAGAGUUUGCCGGAUACGAUACGAAGAGGAGAUCACUUACGAUUAGAGAAGAGCUGCUUCAGAUUUAUCUAGACGAUAAAACGUCGAAUUAACGUGCGCUAUUAUUGUUCUUUUAAUAGAAUGUAACCGCUUGUGUCUUUAAACGAAGGUAAAUACAUGCAAUCGAUUUGAAA